AUAAACAAAUGUCACAUGACUCGUGGCUGUUUUCCAAGAUGGCGACUCCGGUGUCUACACCGUUUGUCUUCCUCCUGUUAUUAUUUCAAAGCGGCGUUUGGUGCUUUCCCGUCCGUCAAACACCCCAAGAAAGUCCUACAUGUGGAUACAAGUCAUGUCAUGCUACCAAGCCUGGGAUGUUGAACGUCCACCUGGUCCCCCACACCCACGACGACGUCGGCUGGCUCAAGACCGUGGACCAAUACUUUUAUGGAGACCGUAAUGACAUCCAGCACGCGGGGGUGCAGUACAUUCUGGACUCUGUGGUGGACCAGCUGCUGAAGAACCCUGACAGACGCUUCAUCUACGUUGAGACAGCCUUCUUCUACCGCUGGUGGAAACAACAGACUGAUGACAUGCAGAACACUGUCAAACAGCUAGUCAAUGAGGGGCGGUUGGAGUUUGUGAACGGGGGCUGGUGUAUGAGUGACGAGGCAACCACCCACUACAGUGCAGUCAUAGACCAGAUGACCAUGGGCCUGCGGUUCCUCAACGACACGUUCGGACACUGCGGUCGCCCCCGCGUCGCCUGGCACAUCGACCCCUUCGGGCACGCCCGCGAGCACGCCUCCAUGUUCGCACAGAUGGGUUAUGACGGCUUCUUCUUUGGUCGUCUGGACUACCAGGAUCGUAAAAGGAGGAUGGUAGCCAGGGAACAGGAGAUGUUGUGGAGGGCCAGCGAGAGCCUCACCCCCCCUAUGGCUGACCUCUUCACUGGUAUCCUCCCUAACGGGUACAACCCUCCGGAGGGCUUCUGUUGGGACCAGUCAUGUGACGAUCCACCAAUCAGAGACGACCCUGAUCUGGAGGACUAUAAUGUUGACGAUGUGGUGACCAGGUUCCUCCACAUCGCACAGGGACAGGCGUUGGUGUAUAAAACCAACCACAUCAUAAUGACUAUGGGGUCAGACUUCCAGUAUGAGAACGCCAACCUGUGGUAUAAGAACCUGGACAAGCUCAUUCGCUACGUCAACCAGAAGCAGAGUAACGGCUCUGAAGUCAAUGUUCUCUACUCUACACCCUCCUGUUACCUACAGGAGCUACACAGGGCUAACCUCACAUGGCCUCUGAAAAGGGAUGAUUUCUUCCCCUAUGCUGACUCAGCUCAUGACUUCUGGACAGGAUAUUUCACCAGCCGUCCAGCCCUGAAACGCUAUGAGAGGAUCAGCAACAGCUACCUGCAGACGUGUAAUCAGCUGGAGGUCUUUGGUGGUCCCAUCUCAAGGAAAGGUCCCUUUGGAGCUGGAGACAGUGAGACCCUGAAGAAGGCCAUGGCAGUGGCUCAGCAUCACGACGCCGUAUCCGGGACGGAAAAGCAACACGUUGCCAACGACUACGCUAGGAGACUGGCCAACGGCUGGGCACACUGCCAGGUGUUGGUCAGUAACACUCUAUCCUCUCUGAGUGGAUCACCUGCUCCUCGUGUUUACUGUGAACACCUCAACAUCAGUGUGUGUCCCCUCACAGAGACCAGCAAGAAGUUCUCAGUGAACGUGUACAACCCUCUAGCUCGCCCAGUCAGUUGGCCAGUUAGACUGCCAGUGAACGGGACGACCUACAGUAUCUCAGACGCUAAGGGCAAGGCUGUGGACAGUCAGGUGGUCCCCGUGUCCCAGGCCACAGCGGCGGUGCGAAGGGACAGGGGGUACGCUGUCAACGAGCUGUUGUUCCAGGUUCAGGCCCCUCCCCUGGGCUACAGCACCUACUCUGUCUCCCUGCUCCAGAACGGCCCUCCAUCUCCACAGUCCUCUGUCUCCCUGCUCCAGAACGGCCCUCCAUCUCCACAGUCCUCUGUCUCCCUGCUCCAGAACGGCCCUCCAUCUCCACAGUCCUCUGUCUCCCUGCUCCAGUACGGCCCUCCAUCUCCACAGUCCUCUGUCUCCCUGCUCCAGAACGGCCCUCCAUCUCCACAGUCCUCUGUCUCCCUGCUCCAGAACGGCCCUCCAUCUCCACAGUCCUCUGUCUCCCUGCUCCAGAACGGCCCUCCAUCUCCACAGUCCUCUCCACUGCCCAGGGCUCCCAAGGCUAUACAGAACAAGUUUCUCAGGGUGACCUUUGACCCAGAGACGGGUCUCCUCAGCAGCCUCAGUAACCUGGAGACACAACAGACUGUCAAACUGUCACAGAACUUCUACUGGUACAACGCCAGCGAUGGUAACAACUCAGACAGUAUUCAGAUGUCAGGGGCCUACAUCUUCAGACCUAACACCUCCACCCCCUUCAUCAUCAGCAAGACAGCUAAGAUAGAAACACUACAGAAUUCUGUGGUGCAGGAGGUGAGACAGUGGUUUAGUCCCUGGGUCUCUCAGGUGGUCCGUCUCUACACAGACAGCAGGGCUCUGGAACUGGAGUGGACUGUAGGCCCGGUGCCUAUAGGUGAUGACCUGGGUAAAGAGGUGAUAAGUCGUCUAGACAGCAGCAUCAACUCCUCUGGUGUCUUCUACACCGACUCUAAUGGCAGAGAGGUGCUGCAGAGACGGAAAGACUACCGACCCACGUGGGACCUGAAACAGUCUGAGCCAAUUGCUGGCAACUACUAUCCAAUCAACUCUAGAGCUUACAUUAAGGAUGACCAGGACCAGCUGACUGUAGUGACGGACCGUUCUCAGGGAGGAGGCAGCAUCCAGGAUGGAUCUCUGGAGAUCAUGCUCCACCGCAGGUUGCUGUACGAUGACGUCCGGGGUGUAGGUGAGCCCCUCAACGAGACGUCUGACAUUUACCCAGAAGGCUUGGUGGUCCGUGGUCGCCUCCUCCUCUCCCUCAGCCCCCCUGCCACGGCCGCUGACACACACCGCCCCCUAGCACAGGAAGUGGUACUGCAGCCUCUCAUCUCGUUCACCGACGGAGAGCUGCACCCUAGUACCAGACUGGAGUUCUCUGGGCUACAGGCAGGGCUGCCCCCUGCUGUUCACCUGUUGACAGUGUCUCAGUGGGACCAGGACUCAGUGCUGCUCAGACUGGAGCAUCAGUACCAAGCCUCAGAGAGCAAGGAGCAUUCCCAGCCUGUUACUGUUAAUCUGCAGAAGCUGUUCUCCACUCUGGACGUGCUGGGCGUGUCCGAGAUGAACCUGUCAGCCAAUCAGUGGAAGGAUGAGAUGACGCGUCUGGACUGGAAGGCGGAGUCAGGUGCGAUGCCCCUGCCGAAGAGAGGGGGAGACCCCUCUGUGUGGGAGGUGAACCUCAAGCCCAUGGAGAUACGCACCUUCCUGCUCCGUGUCAGGCAGAGAUAGUCAAUCACCAACCUCCGUUCCAGAACUAGCCAAUGAUCAAUCGGCAAUGCAGUAGCAAUCAACCAAUACCUGUGGUUUAACAAUUAUGAACUCACUGCCUUGAUCGGCUGUAAAUAAUUUGGAGUCUGUGUACAUGAAUCAAAUGAACAGGAUUUUCUGGUCAUAAUUCAGUUGACAGCUCCUAGAAAAGAGCUUGUUUGAAGUCGCUGAACAAUUCCUUUAUGUUGUAAUUUUACAGUGCCAAUACAACCUUUCUGGUAUUUCAAAGCCA
This is a messenger RNA of Salmo salar (Atlantic salmon), 3540 nucleotides long. Lineage: Eukaryota; Metazoa; Chordata; Actinopteri; Salmoniformes; Salmonidae. The record is from RefSeq and is a predicted model, not a curated record.